Symbiodinium pilosum is the source of this 615-nucleotide messenger RNA. Lineage: Eukaryota; Dinophyceae; Suessiales; Symbiodiniaceae. The record is from the annotation of a GenBank genome assembly.
GUAGAGCUCUUGAAGAGCGCUUGCAGCUUUGGCAAAGUUGUUCUGGUCACACUGGCGCGUGCGCCCUGGGUCUCUGAAUCCUGCAAGAACUUCUACGUAUCCGUGGGUCGACUCAUCAACCAGUUAAAGGUGCCCAUAGUCUAUGCACAAGAGGGCAUACAGGUGGACUACAACAAGUCCCAGAUGUCAUCCGACGAGGAGAUCGAGCGGUUCUGGAGCACUGUCAAGGGCAAAGCGAUUGCACGUGAAUGCCGCCAGUUCUACUCCCAGUAUGAGGGACAGAGCUGGAAAAAUGUGAUCUCCAUUGGAGACUCUGAUUUCGAGCGGUUAGGCACGCAGAGUGCCAUGGAGGACUACAUGAAGGAAAGAGGCAUCGAACAAGAUGGGCAGCUGGUGGACGUUGGUGGCCACAUGUACAAAGUGCGUACGAAGACGUUCAAGAUGGUAGAUGAGCCCACUAUCGAAGAGUUGACGGUAGAGGUGGAGAUGCUGAAGGCAUGGCUCCCCUUGAUGGUAAAGCUCGAUAGCAGCUUCGAUGUCAACCUCAACAAUGCCGAUGACCCAGAAGUGCUGCAGUCCAUCGAGAAAACCCUGCGAGGUGAGAAGAGCCACUGA